Mucor velutinosus is the source of this 1041-nucleotide messenger RNA. RefSeq lists its product as uncharacterized. The record is from RefSeq and is a predicted model, not a curated record. Gene Ontology annotation, molecular function: copper ion binding. The transcript has 5 exons. Bases 1 to 1041 code for a protein of 346 amino acids. NCBI's taxonomy places the organism in Eukaryota, Fungi, Mucoromycota, Mucoromycetes, Mucorales, Mucoraceae.
AUGCAAAAAUUGUUCUGUUGCUUUGUUCUAUUCUGCAUCACCGUGGUCAAUGCAGCAAACGACUAUUUUGAUCUACUCCAAGAAGAAUUUGAAGCAAAACCUACUGGGCAGGUACGACGGUUUUAUAUUACAGUAGAAGAAGGAAUCUGGGAUUAUGCCAGUGAAAUGGACGCAAGUGCAAACGUGCCCGAUACCAAUAUACUGGGCACAAGGUAUUACAAAGCUCUUUAUCAUGAAUACGAGGAUUCAAGUUAUACCAAGAAAAAGAAGCGCUUUAGCUGGCAGGGCAAUAUGGGACCUAUCUUGAGAGCUGAAGUAGGUGAUAUUAUUCAGGUGUUCUUUUGGAAUAGAGCCACUAGAAACUAUACAAUGCAUCCUCAUGGUAUCUUUUACGAGUUUGAAAUGGAAGGCGCUCUCUUCAAGGGAUCCUACGAAGAAAGUAGUAUAGGACCCAACCAAAACUAUACAUACACAUGGAAUGUCUUGCCUAGAGCAGGUCCUGGACCAAAUGAUGGCACCUCUAUCGUCUGGGGCUAUCAUUCCCAUGUGUCUGAAAAUGAUAUCUAUGCUGGAUUGUACGGUGCUAUUGUGGUUUAUAAAGCUGGCACUUUAUCGAAUGACCAAAUUGUAACAUCUGUAUUUGUGGGAGAUGAGAACCUUUCGCCUUAUCUUGCAAAAACAAUGUCCACCUUAUACCCAAACACCAAUACAUCUACAUACACCAAUGUUCAGCUAUACAAUGCCAACCAAUUCAAUUGUGUCAACGGGCUGAUUUCGUCUGCACCAAAAGACCUGAUCAUUAGAAAUCAUACUGUAGAUUGGCACCUCUUGGGAUGGGGCACGUAUUGGGACGUCAGAUAUAUCAAAUGGGAGAACAGCCAAGUCAGCUGGAAUGACGAGGUUGUGGAUUACAUUCGUCUGAUGCCAGCUUCGUUCUAUACAGCCACAGUCAAGCCUUCCAGGCGUGAAGGUCGCUUUAAGUUUGGUUCACUAGACGAUGAAGUGAAUGGAAUGACCAUGAAAUACCAUGUUUCUCUGUAG